Messenger RNA from Ixodes scapularis (black-legged tick), 5427 nucleotides. RefSeq names its product polyamine-transporting ATPase 13A3. The transcript has 30 exons. The record is from RefSeq and is a predicted model, not a curated record. Gene Ontology annotation, biological process: intracellular calcium ion homeostasis; polyamine transmembrane transport. Lineage: Eukaryota; Metazoa; Arthropoda; Arachnida; Ixodida; Ixodidae. The coding region runs from base 175 to 3690 and encodes 1171 amino acids. Gene Ontology annotation, molecular function: ATP hydrolysis activity; ATP binding; P-type transmembrane transporter activity. Gene Ontology annotation, cellular component: membrane.
GGUGAUAAGGCUUUGGGCGGUUUGGCUCGCUCAAGUACAGCGGCUCUUUGGACUCGACAUUGCACGCUUUUCUGUUGGGGACAUCGAGCAAAUAUGAUUGUCGUAAAAAUCGACCCACUGCCCUAAGAAGAAGGCAGAGAGCAGGUCUUGCUGGGAAGCUCUUCCAAAUCAACCAUGGGUAAAAUCAGUGCCUACAAGAUCAACUUGGGCUAUGAGGAUGAAAUGUCCUUGGAAGGCUACAGGUGGACCCUAGGAAGAGCGGUUGCAGGAUGGAUUGCAGUUGUCUUCUGUGCCGGCAUUCCGCUGAUACUUGCUUCGUGGAAACGGAGCAUCUUACUCAAGUUCACUCAUCAUUCCUGCCAUCCUAAAGAAGCGCAUAAGGUCCUGCUCAAGGAUAAAUACAUGCAGGAAUUUGUUGAGACUGUGUGUCGGAGUGAUAGACCUCUAAAAGACGGCACCAACUUGACAUACUUUUACAACAAGCACAUCAAGUACACCUGGAAGGACGAUUUGCAACGCUUUGUGAAGAUUGAUGGUCUGGAAGUAGACAGCUGUCAAGACUUCUACACAAUGUCAGCUGGUCUGUCAUCUGCUGAGGUUGACUACCAGCAGUACCUGUUUGGAACAAACUCCCUGUCAAUUGAAAUGAAGCCCAUCUACAAGCUAGUGCUGCAUGAGGUGUUUAGUCCAUUCUACAUCUACCAGAUGUUCAUUGUGGCAGUCUGGCUGAUCCAGCUUUACUACCAGUUUGGAGUCUGUGUUAUCAUCCUCUCCGUCAUCUCUGUAACUGUCUCCGUGUGGCAAACCAGAAAGCAAACAAGGGCCCUCAAGGAAGCAGUUCACUCAGAAUCAACACUGACAGUUUUGCGUGAUGCAUUGGAGGUGACUGUGUCUUCUAAAGAGCUGGUUCCUGGUGACGUCAUCAUUAUUCCCGAGCAGCAGCACACCAUGGAAUGCGACGCUGUUCUUGUCAGCGGUGAUUGCAUCGUUAAUGAGAGCAUGCUCACAGGAGAAAGCUUCCCUAUCACCAAAGUUCCAGUGUCUGCAGAAGAUGGCUUCUCAUGCACUGCCAACAAGAGAAACACACUCUUUUGUGGAACAACUGUACUGCAUUCAAGAGCCACCAGCAGCAAGAAUGUGAAGGCCGUCGUUUACAGAACAAGCUUCAGCACUAUGAAGGGGGAACUGGUGAGAACAAUUCUUUUCCCCAAACCAGUGCACUUCAAGCUGUACUCGGAUGUCAUGAAGUCAAUGGUGAUUUUUCUCAUACUCGGUAUUCCUGCAAUGAUCUACACUGGCAUUGUAUUCAAGAGCUUAAAUGCGUUUGUGAAGGACAUUGCAAUCAUUGUGAUUGAUGUGGCCACCUUUGUGGUUCCACCACUCCUGCCAGCUGUGCUGACCAGCAUCAAUGCAUCGGCUCAGAAACGACUUAAACAACGGGGCAUAUACUGCCUCAACUCUCGCUGUAUCAACUUUUGCGGAGGGCUCGAUGUCGUCUGCUUUGAUAAGACCGGAACUUUGACAGAAGAUAGUCUGGACAUAUCUGCAGUUAUUCCAUCUGAGAAUGCUAUUCUGCAACCGGUCAUUCAAGAUUUGACACAUCUGCCACACAGCCCACUACUUGUUGCACUGGCAACAUGCCACUCCUUGCACAUGAUAAACGGGGAAAUGGUUGGCUACUCACUGGAUACUAAGACCUUCCAGGCUAUUGACUGGGUAUUGGAAGAACCGGAAUCCACUGAUGCUGUAAGCUUUGAGAGGACUCCGGCACGUAUUGUGAGGCCACGGAACAUGGUUGAGGGUGACGUGUCCAUUGGCAUUGUGAGGCAGUUCCCUUUCGAGUCUCAGCUCCAGAGGGCGUCGGUGGUCAUCACCCCUGCCGGAAGCAACCGGUUCCAGGUGUAUGCCAAGGGCGCUCCAGAAACGAUAAUACGGAUGUGCACCGAAGAAUCAGUCCCUAGCGAUUUCACAGAAACACUUGAAACCUACACGAGGCAUGGACUUCGCAUUUUAGCAGUGGCUUCUAAAGUUCUGCCAGAUGACACCACCUGGGAUCAGGCAAUGCACUUGUUACCAAGAGUAGAACUCGAAUAUGACCUGCAGUUCAGGGGCUUCGUCAUUCUUCAGAACAAACUGAAGCCCGAGAGUGCACCUACCAUUGCAACUCUGGAGGGAGCAUCCAUAAAGACUAUCAUGGCCACAGGGGACAACCUUUUGACUGCAGUGGCAGUGGCUCAUGACUGUGGCAUGAUUGAAGAAAGUGAUGCUGUCAUAGAGAUGGAUGCCCAGACCACACAGUAUGGUGACAUGAAGGUCAGCUACAGCUACAUCAAAUUCCCUGGCCUCAGUGAGAAGCUGCCGCUGGGCCAUGGUGCAUCUGGCGAUGUUGCAGUUCCGUUUCUUUCUGAAUCCACUUACCACUUGGCUGUGGAUGGAAGGACGUUCCAUCUUAUUCGAGCACACGACAAUGCUCUGUUCAAGAAGCUAGCACACAAGGGGAAGGUUUAUGCGAGGAUGCUUCCUGAACAGAAGCUGCAACUCAUUGAAGCCCUUCAAGAGAUUGGGCACCAGGUGGGCAUGUGUGGGGAUGGUGCCAACGACUGUGGUGCUCUCAAGGCUGCUCAUGCUGGGGUGUCCCUCUCUGUGGCCGAAGCAUCUGUGGCAUCACCCUUCACUGCCCAGAAGCAAAACAUCAAGUGCAUGCUUGACGUGAUAAGGGAAGGACGUGCAACAUUAGCAGCAACAUUUGGAGCUUUCCGGUACAUGGUGUGCUACUGUUUCGUGCUUCUGGCUGGUGCACUGUUCCUCUUUUGGGAUGGACAAAAGCCGUCUGAAGGUGCCUAUGUCUUCAUAGACAUUGUCGUCAGUCUGGUUCCUCCUAUGAUAUUUGGAACGACAGAACCAUUUUUCACCUUGGUCAAGAAGGUGCCUGCACGGAGCCUCUCGAAUUUCUUGUCCAUCUUCUCCAUUCUGUCAUUUAUCGUCAUACAGACAAGCUUCCACCUUCUCGCAUACUUCUUUUGCAUUCAGCAACCAUGGUACGAGCCUUUUGUUUUUGACAGGAGCAAAGUGCACAUCCCACCCCCAACUCACGUGGCUACUGCAGUGCUCAGCGUCAACUGCAUGUCUUACGUUAUUGCGGCUGUUGUUUUUUCACCUGGUCCACCCUUCAGGAAGAGCAUAAUUUCAAACAAGUUAUACCUUUUGGUGGUCAUUAUGGAGUUCCUGAUUGUCUCAUACGUCACCUUGUAUCCAGCAGACUUCAUAAGGAGAUACAUUAAUUUCAAGGAGGCUCCCAAGUUUGAAUUCCAUGCCUUCCUCUUUGUCCUGUCCUUGCUCAACUUUGUCAUUUCAUACUUGUGGGAGGUCUUCUUUGUCCAGCACUUCCUCUUCAACAGAGUGCAGCCGUGGUUGCGCAGCUUAAGAGGCCCAAUCCAUCUCUAUGAGAAGAUUGAGAAGGACCUCUCCCACAACCCCAAGUGGCCCCCCGUGGGAAAUCCCCUGGAUUCACCCUGCGGCGUGCCACCGCCCUCUCCUGACUACGAUCCUGACACAGCCCUGAUGAGAUUUUCGGCAAGCAACAAGGCUGCAGCACGUAGUCGCUUUGGUGCUGGAGAAACCGAUGAAAUGGGUCAAGUGGAAAUGCCAUCGCUAUCCUUCUCAACAUUCCGUGGCAGCAGAAAGAAAUGACCCGAGGGCAGACUCUCUUAGACAUGGAUGGCUCACAGAUUCUGCUGACUGGAUAAAGGGAGGAAGCAUUGUAAAUUCUUCAAUGAAAAGAAUUUUGACAGCAUUUAUCUAUUUACUGCAUUUGAGCUGUUAUAUAGUCUAACCACUUCGAGGAAACGAAGUGUUUUUUGUGUGGUUUGUGUUGUUUGAUAUUAGUAUCUUAGGAAAAUGAGUCAAUAAAAGGAAUACUUUGAUGUUUAAACCUAAAGAAAAGUUACACUAAGGCAAGAAGGGGUACUGUUGAUUACCUGUUACAUAUAGAGAUGCAGGGAACUAUCAAAAUGGUCAUUGUAGUUUUUUAUAUUUCUAGCAAGAAUAAGUGCUACAUAUCAUGUCACAGUUGUGGUUUUAUUGUGAUGUUGCUGCUGUUGGUUAGAUAUGUGAUAAGUUAAUUGAUUUGUUUUUAACUGGUGAUACUACAUAGCAAACGAGUGUGUUGCAAGAUUCAACAGAGCAUUGCACAACUCAUGUGGAGCAUAUAUGAUGAUAGCUAGUGGCAUAGCAAGAAUUUCUGGGUGGGAUGGGUCAUGUUUGAGCAAAUCAAGAGUUUGAAACAAAUGACUAUCCCUAGACGCUUUCCCAAUUCAUCAUUUUAGAAAUAGCUGGUGCCAGCUGGAGGAAAAUGAGGUUCGAGGAUGGAAUUUUCAAGAUGAAACAAUGUGCGGAUUAGGAAGGAGAGGGAAGAGGUGUCUUCAAACAAUGUGGGGGGCAGAAAGAAGCCACAGUAGGCACCAAAGGGACUUUGGGAGAGUGCAAUCUGGGUCACAGCUGCUCAAUGCAGCCAACAGGAUCUAGCUUCCUUGGUUGAGAAAGCUGUUCCUUUCAUGCCAAUAGACUAGGAGUGUGGUAGGAUGUGCCAGAAUCUGGGCACAUUACUGCAAGGAUUUUUUUUUUUUUUUGUUACAAUAGGGAUAAUGUUUUUUAUUUGUUAAUUUGUGUUGUGCUACAAUUAAACAUUUUUCGUGAGCAUAGCUUUUAAGUCAAUUGUUUCCCUUCUUUGUAGUUAUCUGAAAUAAACUAUCUAAACUUUGAGGUCAAUGCUAGAAUAGACCCUUUUCAAUAUUCAGUGCCAUCUGGUGGCUGAAAAAGCAGUUUAAAUUUUUGACAAACUAAUGGCGGCCGUGAAACUACUUCAUUGGGCACCACCACUUUUGCCCUUCAGUGGCAGAUGGGAAUUGGUUGUUCGAUAAACUGGUAGCUCUUUCUUGAUUUCUUUCAGUUGCGAUGGUGUGAACCAACGUUAUUAGAUUAGCACAGUUACGGAACUGCUCAUAGACGCUGCUUGCACCAGCAGUACCCCCUUUUCACAACACGACUCGCCUCCCAUCGUUCAACGCGCUGGGCAGCGGCUAUGGUAGCUACAGUGUAUUCUAUCGAGUGUGUAUGUUUUGAAGCACAGCGUCUAGAUGGUGUUCCACCAUACUCUAUGGAACACGCAGUUAUGAAACAAAAAUCUAGAUGGCGUUUCAAACGACGGGAGGCGAACUGAAGUGAGUGAGGGGGGUGCCCCCUUCUGCAGAAGUUCCACAACCGAGGUAAUCUAGUUACAUUGGUGUGAACAUAAGAACUAACAAGUAUGAAGCAGCGAUCCAUAAGCCCUUUGAUUAUAUUUCCGCUAUCAAAAGGCUGUAGCAUCAAACUGGUGCCAAGAGAUUGAUUAAACCACACUCCGAAAUAAAUGUUUACGCAGCCACUGUA